Amoebophrya sp. A120 is the source of this 8122-nucleotide messenger RNA. The record is from the annotation of a GenBank genome assembly. NCBI's taxonomy places the organism in Eukaryota, Dinophyceae, Syndiniales, Amoebophryaceae.
AGCGUCUGCUUUUUGUCUUAGUCAAAUCACGACCUACAAACAAAGACAAUGCUAGGACCCUGAUCUUGAUGUGCUUUUUCCGUGCGAUGCGAAUGACGUUGUAGUGAAAUUAUGUAACGGGGGCAGGAUUCUGUCUAAAGAUGUUGAAGGUGUGGCGAGUGUCAUUCUUUCACGUAACACCACACCCGCGUCUUUCCUUUCAUUCGAGGGGACCACUUUGAGCACGCGCGAAGUUGAGCCUUUUCCCUGGUCGUAGAGGGGCACACUUCCGCAACUUCUUCUUAGUUAUCCACAUCCUCCUUACUCCACUCCGUGCGCGAGGACCCCUCCAGUUCGACAAGAACGAUGGUCGAAGCAGCCCCACCAGCGGUGAAGCAGGGCGUCACGCUCGAAGCGAGCGAGGCCGGCGUCCAGCCGGAUCGGGUUUUGCCAGGGGAGGUGGACGAAGACGGCUUCCAGCAGCAGCGUUCCCGACGACGGUCCUCGAAGAAGGCUUCUAGUAUGAAUUUCAAAAGUUGUUUCGUAUUCGUACUUGUAGUAUUUCUAUUUGGAAUUGGAGCCGUGCAUUCCAAAGCUUUUUCUUAAUAAGGUAAAUCCGCAUUACAAAUAUCAUUCCUCAUUCUCGCGCUGAGAAAAUUUGCAAUGCAAUUACUACAUACAAGUACGAUUACGAAGAUACUUUCGCACUCCAUAUGUAUCGCCGCGGAACAACUGGCGUCUUCUUCUGCCUCCAAGGAAAGCGGCGAGCCACCCGCGGCAGCAGGUGCGAAGAGGGACAGCAAAAAGUCGAAUUUGGUUUGGCGUGUGAAGGUGCAAGAAGCAGAACCAUCGACCACGUCUGCGGACGGCGUUGUGAAGCAGAGCAGCGAGGUCGCACCAGCAGCAAAAACGCCAAUAAAACAAGACGUGAAUUCGAAACCUGCAGCUUCCGGGCCCAAUUCGACGUCGAAGGGGCGACGAAGUUCCGGUACAACUACAAUUUCUGCUAGCGGCCGCGUAACUACGGCAGCGUCCAAAACCACACCCUCGCAGCUGCGCGGGAGGGACUCGACGAACACGUUGACCGGUCGUGCUUCUGGUGCCGUUGGUCCCCCGGGAAGUAGUAGUGGAAAGAAGCAGAUUCCGAAUCCAGCGACAAGUGCUAGCAAAGCCGCGAAGGAGAAGGAAAAAGAGGAUCGGCAAGCGGAGCAGGAAAUUCUGGAACAAAAUCUGAAGAAGCUGAUCCGCCCUGCCAGUCCGGAAAAGGAAAAGGAAGAGGUACAGAUGACGUACGCCGAGCGCUUGUUGAAGAGCUCCACCAGGUGGGUCCGGUCUGCGUUCGGGUUUGGAAGUAGUAGCUCCUCGAGUUCCAGUUCGGCCUCCGCCACUGCUGAGGCCACCGCUGCGAAGAAUGCUGACACGGCGGAACACGUUGCGAACAACAAGAACUCUUCUGCAGCGGAUCAGGUAGAUGCGGCAGAAGCCGCAGCUUCAGCAAAAAGAACCUCUGGUACAUUCGCUCCUGCAAGCAGAGUUUCGAAAAAAGGCGAGGAACUACCGUCGGAGCAACAGGAUGCCGGCUGGCAAACUGUUUCCGGGGAUCGCCGGAAGUCCGCAAACAAGAGAAAGAGCGGGACUUCUGUCGGAGAAGUACAAAAAAAACCGACGAGAGACGGCUCGGCAACAACCGACACCGAUAAAGGAAAAAAGGGCACCGGUCGAGGGAAGGAAAGCCGGAAAAGCAAGUCAAGAAACUCCGAAGUCGUGAACCUGAGCCUGACUGACGCUGAAUUACCUAGUACAACUGCGACGGCGAGUAGCACUGUCACAGACGCCGCAGCCGGAGUCGCAGCUAAAAACAACAAGGGCAGCAGGAGGAGCAACAGAACGUCGUCUUCGAGUGCCGCUGCGGACAUCAACCUCGGCAUGUACAUGAAGGAACUCCCAACUUCUGGGCGGAAAAGCAGUGGGUCUGCUCCGCGGAAGAGCGUUCCACCGCGCGUAAAGACGCCACCCCUGGUGGAACCGGUGAUGAACAAAGGGACCGCUCCGUUGGGAAUUGCAGCUGUUGCUCCUGCUGUGGCGGCAGCUGGUGCACCGCGAAGUUCCUCUAGUACCGCGACAUCUAGUACGAACGUCGGUAAAAACUACGCGGAAGCUGCUGCACGAACGUCGGGCGCAACUAGCAAAAGUGCUUCUGUACUCGGAAACAGCAAGAGCACCAGCAAAGGUCGCGCGGCCUCUGCGGCAUCCACGCCAGCCCCGGCGGGCCGUGGGAGCUUGAGUAUCCAAUCGCCUUCGCCACCCCCUUCCGGAGCGGGAGCAACGCGAGGCCCAGCGGUGGAGCAAAGUAAGGUGAUGAAGCAAAAGACGCCGAGCUACCGGGAUCUUUUUCGAGGAAGCAAGGGGAAAACGUGGUAUUUAUGAUCCUUGGAACAAAGGAGUAGAUGUACUAGAAGAUGGUCAUGACUUCUUUUCGAUCCGCCCCAUAGGGAGAGAAAGAGCAGUAUCUAGUGGAUGAAAGAAUGCAAACUUGUUUAUUUGCUGGUAGCGCUCGUCCAACAUGAUUUGGUUUUGGAUUUCCAUCCAGGUUCUCUAUCACGGAGGACGAUGCAGACUCGCCCCUGGAUACCCGUCCGAAGAAGUCGGUCCGCAUCAGCACAACUUCAGUGGCGAUGAACACGACCAGCGGCUCGAAAUCGUCCAUUGUGACCCCAAAAAUCACCCCGAAGGGAGCAGCUGCAGGUGCCGCCAGCACAACUACAUCGGUGCUCAUCGGCACCUCGGACGCGAGUGGCAGCAACGCCGUGGUUCCGCUCCUGGCGGAGCCGUCAAGCGCAGGAGCUGUGUCUGGCGGGAGGAGGAAAAAGGCAAGCAAACAUCAGCAGCCGAACUCCGAAGCAAACGCGGAUAAUACUCGGGAUUCGUCCGCCUCUCCAGCAAACAAAGAGGAAGCAGCAUCAGUCGAGAAGAAACCAAGGCGGAGCAAUAACAAGCUCCCGCUUUACCGCCAUGAAAUUUUCGCAAAGAAGAAAGAAGCAAAGAUGAAAGGCGCUGGUAGUUGUACGGAUUGCGAACAAGCUGCUAUCCCAGAAGCCGGAGCCGGUGCGGAGCAGAAAGCAGAAGCUAUUGACGGUGCAGCAGCAGCGGCCGAAAACCAGCCUCCAAAGAAGAAGAAAAACACCCGGGCUUCUAGGAAGAGACCUAAGCCAGCACCCGCGGCUGAGGGGGAAGAAGAAACUGCGGCGGUGACCGCCGCCCGAGCACCCGCUGGUCCCGAGAAUGCACAAGAGCUACCCGCUGCCAAUAAGAAAUCUGCAAAUAAGCCGAAGAAAGAGAAGCAGCCGGUAGCUGCGACGGGCAAAACUGCUGACACUGAUGCAGCUCCUGCGGUAAAAACCGAUAAGGGAGAUAAGAAGACGAAACGCACUAACAAGGGUGAGGGCAAGGUCUCUAAGAAUCAUUCCAAAGGGAAGGAUAAGGAAGCUGCUAGCGCGACGUCGUCGAAAAAAGGGCGAAGCGCAGCGAAGAGAGGGCGCAGCCGCGGGACAACUGAUUUGGAGAACUUGACCGACGCAGAGCAAGUUGACCUCGGGGAGGCAAUAGCCGAACGGGAUGUGAAGGAAGGGCGAGUGAAGCGGCACCGGAAGCCGAAGCAUCAGAGAAGCGCUUCAUCACACGCUAGGGCCCAGGAAUCCUCCGGGGACGAGGCAGAUGUGCAAAAAGCCGCGGUGAAAAAGGUGAGACGGUGCUGGUGCCGGCAAAUUCUCUCUUGAUCGAUUUGGCUGAGCAGUUUUUGUCUUUCAACAUGCUUGCAAAGUGAUGAAAUCAGAAUUUAUUCGUCGCUUGAAAUUUCAGCAUUGUUUCAAAAAAUUUCUUUACAGCACCUCCCCACGAUCCUGCGGCCUCCGCAAUCCUUCCGAGAGAAAUUCAGCACCGCCGCGCAGCACGCCGCUGGAUUGUGCACGUAGCAAUUGCUUUUUGUUCUUAUUUCUGUUUCGGACCACGGUGAUUUCAUGUUCAAGUGAAUUUCAAGCUUGCACCACUUGCUCCCCUUGGCUUGUUCGACAGGGACUGCGAAAAUCGCAGGGCAAAGAGAUUUAUGAAUACUGCAUUUACAAUUACAACAGGCCCUGCCAAUUCUACCACACCAAAACUGGGUGCAAGAACGGCGCAGAUUGCAAGUUUUGUCAUCUUUGCCCGAAUAUGCAUUGCAAAUAUGUCUGGGUCUGGAUGGAUGCCAGAUUUGUCAUGCUUGUCUGGCAUGACUGAAAAGUUUGUGAUGCGUGUCCAAGAAGAGACCCUUUGGCUUGUCAUGCAAAAACGCAGUUUGUCAUGCAAAAAGCGCGACACUAAGUCGCGCAAAAAUUUCCCAUGCUUGGCUGUGCAACAUUACAGGGCAUCCGCUAUUGGCAGCAUAGCAUCACAAGUUUCCAGACCCAUACAUAUUUGCAUUUCAUACCGAAAGGAGUCCAGCAGGCUUACAAAAAGACGAAGAAGCGGCUUUUGAACGCCUUGAGCUAUGAACAGGCGCUGUGGUACUUACUUAAUGGAUCCUAAUCAUUCCCAGCACACGAGAAAACCAAAACGCUAAAAAGUGUGUGCCCAUCUGUUCUGUGUGACGGUUUGAAGCCGCUUUACAGGAAAUAAGAUAUGAAGCGAAAUAGAUCAGCUUUGUCUAUACAUUUGUAUAAAACUGUCACGUCUUCUUCUUCACUCCAGGUGUUUCCCCGCUCAGACGAUGGCUUUUUCCGGCGGCGACGGCAUGAUGUACGUCUACUACCCGCCCGACGAGAGUAAUGGAUACGCUGGCGCGGUAGCCCAGCUGCCCAACACGGAGGCGCUUCAAGACCCCACCGCCGCACCCGUGGUGCACGAAGCUUUGCGGCUAUCCAAGAAAAAAAGUGUGUAUAGUGUAGCCGUGUGGGAAGAGCAGCAUCAGCAUUACAAAUUCGUUUUGCAUUACAGAAGAAACCUGUCAUGCGCAGCUAGUUCGUGAAAACACCUACUACGAAGCAUGGCUAUGACGCACUUCCAGCAUGACAAGUGUAACGGUUCUUUUGCACUUUCUGCAUCACAAACCCACACUCGCGCAGUUUUUGCGUUGCAUAAUGGCUCGCGGCACUGCAGGCCAGCGGUACGGUGGUGGAUUACGUGGAUCCUUUAUGCAAAACAAGUUUCCCGCACAAGUACAAAUAAACGCAUCAAAAAUUUUGCCAAUUCAAACUCGUAACACUCGUCAUGCUGACCAGCACUGAAGGCCUGUUUUGUUAUGCAGGAGGCCGCGCAUUCAUUUUUUUUUGUACGUCACGCGUGCGGGAAAUAUACGUGUGGAUAUCCUUCAGGAGCCGGGGGAAGUUCUGCUGGUGGUAAAAAAGCCUCUAGCUCUUCCAGUUCUUCGGCCAGUGCUGGAGUUGAAGACGGCACGGACGACUGCGACAAGAGUUCGGAGCAAGAUAGUGCUGUAGUUGUUCAACCAGGUCACGACAACGGAGGCCCUCUUGGAGCGGCAGGACUACUAGUUGGGCAACAGCAGCAACAGUAUAACUACCAGCCGUACUAUCCGACACCAUUGGGCUACAGCACGUACAACAAUUAUGGGAGUGUCAGGAUCGGAAUCGUCAGAGUUGAGAUAAUUUGUGAUGCAUUAAACGAAUACCAGUUGGCGCCUAGUUUGCAAGUGGCGCAUGACAAAUUUGGGUAGAACUGAAAUCCGGUUUGUAAUGCUGUUUGGGUAAGAAGACGCCUUUUGUCAUGCUACCUAAGCAGCUCAACUGCUACCCCUCAUAGGCUUAAAUGCAUCCGUUCUUGCGUCAUCUGCAAUAGAGGCAUUUUUUGCGUUGCAUAUUAUGCAUCACAAACUAUUUCAACUUUGACGAUUUCGAUCCUGACACAUGCAUAACAACCCCGCGAUGUUUCAACCGUGGCUCUUUUUCAACAACAGCGGGUACGGACCAGCACCAGAUAUGGAUUGCAAAAGUAUCGUACUAGUACUUGCAAAUUUGCAUGACAAAUCUUUUGGCUUUUUCUAAAGGUAGACCAGCAUUACAAAUUCCACUGGUCAUCAUGCUGAGCAACUUUGUCUUGCAAUCAAAGUACUAUAAGUACGAUACUUUUGCCAUGCAUACCAGGAUCAUUCUCACAAUACAACCCGUACACCAUGCCAACGGCUGGAUCGGUCCUUCCUGAUGGAGAAAUCGUGCCUCCGCCGCCAGCGGAAGAGGAGGAGGAGCCUGAUGCUGCGGAAGAUGGUAGCGAGGAAGAUGCUGAUCCUACGACGUCUUCUGGGGACCCGCCAGCAGGUAUGAGCAUUUUUGAGGUAUGAGCGGGCACGCGGGAAGAUCCGGAGGCAGAGGCUGCAUUGUUUUUGUGAACUCAUUUCUAUCGUGCGCUGCCUGUUCAAUGAGACUAGCAUUGAGCUGCAUUUAUGUAAAGUCAACCUCUGAUCGUGAUCUCUAACUAGGUGCAGCUGCGAACAAGCCAGAAGAUGUUGUUCCCUCGCCCGCCGGCGCAACAGCUGGUGCUCUGCCCUGGACCCUGCCUUCGCAGUGCAAAACGCGCACCAGCUCCGAUUUCCAGUUCGUCACAAGCUCUACGGAUGCCAAGCUGAUGGAAAAAAUUUUGUCGUCAACAUCUGGUACGUGAAUUUUUUGGUUUCUUCAUCAUACGCUGCGCACUGCGUUCAUCUGGUGCGACGUGUUUUUCAUGACAGACCAACAGCAAGUAGAAAAAAAAGUCGCUGGUGAAUGAUACUUCUGGUUCACUGUGCUGUCACUUAAAACACACUGACCUAUUGUUUUGUACUUCACGUUCAAAAAGUUUUCCCGCAGGCGCGUCUCCGACAGCGAAUAAGUCCAAGCGGCCUGCGCUGCUGACGCAGACAGCGAGCGCCGGAGGGACCACAACGACGAUUGCUGCCGAUCCCAACCCGCAGAAACUCACCUCCCCGACGAACACGCGCCGGAUGGGCACGCGCCCGGGGGCUCAGAAGAAAUUGAUGAGCGGCGGAACCCCAGCGGGCGGCAACGGAACCGGUACGGCGAACACGAGUCCCGACCAGUUCACCUUCUCUGCCGACGCGCCGGUAUUUGUCCCCAGUGCCUCAAAGUAGGCCUUUUCAAUAGAACAGACAGUGAUACGGUACCGGGAAGGGGGAACGAAACGAAAGAAAACGGGUGGAAUUAGAAAAAAAGUACUUUGCACUAGAACAAAAAACAGAGAAAAGUACUAUCUAUCGCUAAUAGACGCAUGUAAGACCACGACCCCUUGGUCUGGCCGCAGACUGGGGGCUGUCGUAUAGAAAUUGUUGAAGCUACUAACCCUUGACUGCUCUUCUGUUUACGGCUGUGGGAUCUAUUUCCCUAAACUUUUUCUUCUCAAUAUAGCAAAUCAUUGAUUAUGAUUUUUGAAAUAAAAUCGUCGCAGUAUUCAGACACUUCAAUACAGUUUUAGUUUUUUAGAAAGUACGUAAAGCUAAAGUUUAGACAAGUGCAAGAACUCCGUAGUAAAACGGAGACGGACACUAUGUUGUUGCUCUUUUUUUACAUUAUCACAAAAGUCCUCAUCUUUUUCGUAGUUACUACAGCCUAUUUGAAAAUAAAUUAAUUGUAGCCCGGCGCUACCUUAUCCUUGUUACGCAAGCUGUUUUUUGAGUGGUUGCAACUGCAACGUGGUGCAAAGCUUGAGGUGAAAAUAAAGCUUCUUCUUCGUGCCAUGAGAUGCUAUCAUGAUCCACAAAAAUCUUGUUUGUCGCGCAGGUCUUCCUCUGUCUUUGAGAUUUGAAAGUAUAAUUUCAUCAGGAACCAGUUUGAUAUAGUCGUUUUCGUAGUGAUGGGUGAAAAUCAAAAUAGUAGUCAGUAAUCUUGUCGGACGAUCCACCUUUCCGCUUAGCGGAAAAAUGAGUCUGUACUCAACAAAUGAAUAUGGAAAAAUGUAAUGCAGUGUAAUGUUCUAUGCAGAAUUUCUUGAAUUUUUAUGUGAGUAAGAAAAGAUUAUCAAUUCGCAAUCGCGUGGAGCUGCAGGGAAAUUCAAAAUAUGAAACCACGAGGCCAAGAUACAGCACAAAAAAAGAUACAACUUGGGAUUGCAUCACUCGCUAGGUCCUUCUUUCCAACCACGCAUGACGAUCCUAAGUAAAUCGCCG